This is a messenger RNA of Acipenser ruthenus (sterlet), 4469 nucleotides long. RefSeq lists its product as uncharacterized. The transcript has 7 exons. NCBI's taxonomy places the organism in Eukaryota, Metazoa, Chordata, Actinopteri, Acipenseriformes, Acipenseridae. The record is from RefSeq and is a predicted model, not a curated record. Bases 580 to 1947 code for a protein of 455 amino acids.
CUCUGACCAAUCGGUGUGGACCUGGUGCCGGCAGCGGAGCUGGGCGUUCUGGAAGAGUCUGAACGCAUGCGCAGUACGGCAAUCGACAAGGGCAAAGGGAGAGCUGGUUGGGUAAUGUAUGACUUUCUGCUUGUGUAAAAGAGCUAAUUAAUACAGACAAUUCAAUAAAUUAUAUUAAAAAAAAAAUAACAGCACAGUAGGGGAGUGAAGAAUGUGACGUUGGAAAAAAUUACAGUGAUUGGCGUUUUUCAAGAGGCGACUCAACCUUCUCUGCAGGUUUUUUUCAAAGGGAGCAGGAGGAAGAGUGAUAUUGAAUUUCACUGACGUCAGCUACCCUGUGGAAUACGGGAGCCAAUCAGAUUGCUGCUUGUUGCCAGGGUGAUGAUUGUGUGAGUUUCUUUAUUUGAGCUCGGGGAGAGAUGGCCGGGGAAGCCUGUACUGUCCCACUCUGUCCUUCAAGAUCAGUGUAGCUACACCUCGAGAUCCUUUGAACAGUCUUUGUGGAAAUAGUACCACUGCGCCCCUCCUGGGGUCUCCUAACACAGAGCUCUCGGGGCGGCUGGCUCUCGUCUCCGGUGAAUGGCACUGCCGCUGUACCGACAGGGCGUGGCUGUCCGAGGCUGGGCUGGCACGCUGGGAGGAGUCAGUGGCAGAUUUGGUAGGCAGACCAGCUACUGCAUCAAAGGAAGACAGGGAGGCCUUCACUGUCAAUGGAAACCAAAGGAGAAACCGGAUUGGUGCACUUGUGGCACUGUCCGUCCAAUCAGCAGCUUGCCCGGCUCUCUAUCCCCACCCACUUGUCUGCGCUACCAGACCACCAGCCAAUUAGGGCUGGAGUCUGUCCUGCGAGCGACCAAACGUCAGUCACCGCCCGUGGAGCACAGUCAGAUCAGUCUUCCGCACCUCCUCCACUGCAGACAGGGGGCGAUGCAGGGAGAAGUGCGGGUCCGCUCCCUCAUCUACAUCCCAGAUGACAAGAUCAGCCUCUGCUUGCUGGUGGGCAGCCAGGGACACAAGACCCUGGUGGAGGUGCCUUACUCUGGGCUCGACCGUCUAGAUGAGCUCCUGGCACAGCAGGUCUCUGAAUAUAAACAGGACGAGGUUCUCCUCUCCCAGCUGGUUGACUCUGUCACGACAGUGGACGGCUGCAGGGAGGACGACAUCAUGGUAGAGUCGCCCAGUCCCGGUGCACCCUGGGAAGGCUCGGCCCAGUCCUUUGACAUGAACGAGAGCCACCUGGACUCCUUCCGCAGCCUGUUUGACAGCCAGUGGUGUAGGAUGCCCUUCCAUGCUGGGUUUCAGUACCCAGACUCGCUGCCCACGCGCGGAGGGGGGUUGGUGGUGUUUGAGAAGAGCCAGGUUCUGAGAGGAGGGCAGUCCGAGAAGAGCGAUAGGAACAUGGAGCAGCACCUAGCUAACAUGCAUGACAAGCUGCGCAGGGAGUUACCCAACUUCUUUCUGAAGAACCAUGACUACAAUAUAUAUUCCAAGGAUGUGGAGUUUAUCAAUGAGUUUUUGCACAUGAAGACCAAAGGCCGGGGGAUGUACCAGGCAGCCCUGACGCUGUGUCGCUUCCUUGCCUGGAACUACUUUGCAGAUAUUCAGAUGGAGGUUCUGAAGCUGACCCAGCACCCUGAGAGCUGGAGCGUACAGGCACGAUGGCGGGUCCGCGGGCUGCCUCUGCACGUCCUGCUACUGCGCUUCUACAGGAGGGACAAGAGCGACCUCUACAGGACCUACGAUGCCUUCUCUACAUUUUACCUGGGAUCGGAUGGACUCAUUCACUGUCACAAGGUAGACAAGAUGAUGCCCGCACAGCCCCCUGCCCAGAAGAUAAAGGGACUGCUGGUCCGUGCGCUCGUGGCAUUGGGCAUGCAAGAGCACCAACCCGCUCUUAACCUGCUGCUCAUACAGCUGGCACUGAAACUGGGGCAGCGGCACUGCUGAAGGACUGGCAGAGAAAAGACGUUGAGCCCACACAUUGAGAUGUUCUGUACAGAGAAGCGUGGCAGACUGAUUCCAGUGGUGGAGAUGUACAGUUGGGUUUUAGUUUGGCGCUGGACUUUGCAAUACCGAAUUGAAGGAUGACAUUUGGCAAAAAACUCUGCAUGCUGCAAAAUGCGGUGCCUAGGGCUGAUUCAUUAGCACUCCCCUGUUUUCACCAAUGAGACCUGCUCAGGCUAUGAGGGAAGUUUAGUGAUCAGAACCUAGUCCCACCCACCCCAGAUUAGUGCCAUUUACAUCACAAAACUAAACAUUUUACAGUUUUGCGCAAUGGGAGUCUUUGCAUGAAGCAGAGCAUUGGCUGGCUGACAGACAGAGGGUGUUCAGCUCAGGAUUGAGGUGUGCUUGCGCACAGAGCUGCACGAGGAAAGCUCUCAUUGCACCUGCCAGCCCCAAGCCUGACUCAUUUGAGCGCUACGUUUAAAAUGAAAAAAUGCUGCAUUCGGUUUUCAGUUUGCUAUCAGAAUUGGAACCCUAUCUUGAGAUGCAUGGCGCCGUACCAAUCAGGGCACGAACACUUGAACAGGUGGGUUUGGGACUCAAAAAGGUUUCAGGGGGCCACUUCUCUAGACUCGGCUCUUGUUUUUUUUUUUUUGUUUCUUAUACAUCUCAAGCUUGGCUGUGCAAUCACAAUAAUUGGCGUUUUACAGAAGAGUAAAAUUAAAGAUCUUGGUGUAUUUUUAAUGAUAUGAUUAGUAAUUUGCUUUUUGCACUUACAGUGUGACGGGAGACCCAAGUACCUCAAAGAGAGUUUGCUAGAAAAUGUUCGACAGCCGCUAAUCACUCUUAUGAUCCACCGUUGGUUGUCCAAUUUUCAUUGCUCUGUGUUUUUUUGUUUUGGCUUCACCCACCACCCUUGCAAGUGUUACAUUGUAUAACCACCCUUUGUAUGCAGCUCCAGAGCUGCACAACACGCCUACAGCUACAGCCAAAAGUGUUGCAUCACCUCAAAUUCGGGGGGUUGAGACAUAAUUCAAAAUAAAAACAUACAACUUUAUGAACAUCAUUUCGAUAUUUUAUUUAACAUCAUGUAAUCAAAGAAACAACAAAAUGAUAUCGCAAAUAAAGUCUACCGGAAAAAUAGUAGUACUGUUAGAUUUCAAAAUGUCACAUUUUUCAAUUUGUCAUUUUUUUCAAUAAGUAUAUGGAAAACUACAACACACUAUGUCAUUCAAUAUGUUACCGUAACAUUAUUCAGCAGGUUUCAUUCGACGUUAUGAAUCAAAAUUGGUUAAUUCUAUAGGGUGAUGCUAAACUUUCGGCCAUAGCUGUAGAUCUAGGACCACCUUCAUAAAACUCCAUUUAGUUCAUCUAGAGCCUUUAUGAAGUAUACCUGCUUAUUAAGAGGACAGUUUGCCUCGAGGAAAGGUAGCAUCGCAGAGAAUAAAAGCAGCCCAACGAAGCACUUUCACAGGGACGCAAACGCCUGUGGACUGAGCGCUAGCAAGAACAUUGUAACUGCAAAGCUGGCAUUGUUGUUACUUGCAAUGCUCUUGGUCUCGGCCGUGCGAGAUGACAUCCUUCAGUCGGUCAGCGAUGUUGUGUUUGUUUUUCACAUUAGCAUUCAAAACCGAUUUGAAAUCUUGUUUCUCUGAAGUCGUUUUUUUUUUUUUUUCUUAAAAAGGAAUAUUUUAGUUCCCGGGAUCCAAAAUGCCACUUCAAGAAGAAAGUUUGCAUAAAAUGAAUGCUGUUUCCAUUUGUUAAUGUGAUAGGUACACGGUAAUGAAUGCAAAAAAGACAAUUCAUUAAUUUAUUAAUAUGUCUUGCGGUGACUGUCGUGUUAGGCAUCAUGUGUGUGCAAGUGCUUAACCACUCUGCUUAGUAAGCACUUAACUUACUAAUCUGGACACCAAGGCAGCCUCGCUAUCUCUUUCUAAUAUCUGACUUGUACAAUGGCUGCUGUAACGUUUACAUUUCCUAAAAUAUACCUAAGAGCUCGUCUAUAGUAAAGGUGUGUAUUCCAUCUAUAUGUAAGGCUUUAGAUUUUCAUAAAGCUCACCUUUAUAUGUCCACAUGUGUCAAACUAUACUCAAAAGAAAUGUCUGCUUUGUCAAGGUAAUUCAUUAUUUUGUGUCUUAAACAUAUUAAACACACCUGCUGUGUUUAUAAAAUACAUCAUUUAAUACAUGUGUUUUCCUAGGAAUAUAGCAUAUGAAAUAAGAUAAACAGAUGGGUCCUUGACUUUAGAUUUUGGUUGUCAGCGUAGAGAGUUUUUUCUAUGCUUUGCCGCAGGAAAAAGAAAAAGCAACUUUAUAUUGUUCUGUUCAAAUCUUUGUGUAAUCAUAACUGAAAAGCAUUCAAAUAUUCAUCUAUCCGGACAGAAAACCCUUUGAGAAACAGUAGCUUGUGGAUAUUAAAAAAACCCAAAAAACCAUUUGUCUGCACUGUUUCCUGCUUGUUUACAAAUAACUGUAUACUAAUAAAUUAUAUUGCAAUAAAGAUCAUAGUAUGCAUUUAGAAUGCUG